Messenger RNA from Oncorhynchus tshawytscha (Chinook salmon), 1180 nucleotides. RefSeq names its product mitochondrial import inner membrane translocase subunit Tim21-like. Gene Ontology annotation, cellular component: TIM23 mitochondrial import inner membrane translocase complex. Lineage: Eukaryota; Metazoa; Chordata; Actinopteri; Salmoniformes; Salmonidae. Gene Ontology annotation, biological process: protein import into mitochondrial matrix. The record is from RefSeq and is a predicted model, not a curated record.
AUGACCUUCUACUUCAAAGAAGCUGGCAAAGACCUCACCUAUCUCAUAGUUGUGCUCAUCGGACUUGGAGUAACUGGUGGGUUGUUGUAUGUGGUGCUCCAGGAGCUGUUCUCCUCCUCCAGCCCCAACGAGGUCUACAGCAAAGCCUUCAAUGAAGCCAGGUUACACCCAGAGGUGAUUGGAGUGUUUGGGGAGCCAAUCAAGUGCUUUGGUGAGACAUCCCGUCGUGGUAGAAGACAGCAAGUUAGUCAUGUAGAGUAUAUGAAGGAUGGACUAAAGCACAUGAGGCUGAAGUUCUACAUUGAAGAAGAAGAACCUCAGGGAACGAUGCACACGGAAUCCAAAGAGAACCCUGAAACUGGGAAGUUAGAGUUUCGCUACAUCUUGGUGGAAGUAGACACCUACCCAAGGAGAACCAUCGUCAUCGUGGACAACAGAUAAGAUGGAGGCUGACUCUUUUACCAGUCUGAAAAGGUGCUGGUGUAGGGAGUAAAUUAAUCUGUUGCUGAGUAAUAUUUGUGACACAAUGUCUUCUCAACAGAUGCCGAUACAGUUUUACAGAGUGUAUCAGUUUAAACAACAAAAUAGCAGAUGGCAAUCAAGUCUAUAUCUCCCGAUGUCUUGUUUUAGUAUUAGUUUUAAUGUUGAUAGCAUUGUCACAGAUAUGUUGGGUGAUUUAGAAAAAUGGGGUAAGAAGAUGAUUGUAAGCGAAACAGAUCACUACAGCCAACGCUCAGGACAAUUUCUUUAUUUUGAGACGAGAGGGAGCAUGUUGGAUGGUGCUUCUUUGAGGUGGCUGUUGCCUGCUGAUUGCCAACCAAUGGCAUGCAGUGUUGAAGUUCCAUAGGAUUACAGGCCUUCGUGAAGGAAUUAUACCCUAAACUGUUGCACAGAUGCUAUUUGUGUUUCGACACUCAAAAGUGAGAAUGUAGCCUAUUUUCUUGGUUGUGGAGCAGUACUAAACGGAGACACAAACCUGCCCAAGAGAUCAUUGGGAUUUUGCUUAAGAUGAUUUGGUGUGAAAGUAAAAGUUGAGAAAUGAUUUGUCAACAUUAACGAGUGUGUUCCUGCGAUGAGAUUUGACAUCUCGUGAGCUAAAUAUUGCAUUGCCAUUUAUACCCCUUGGAAUUUAAAUGUCAAUCACGUUUUGCAAUUGUGCUCCCCACCUUCAAGUGUAUUG